This is a messenger RNA of Colletotrichum godetiae, 1308 nucleotides long. RefSeq lists its product as uncharacterized. The transcript is spliced from 2 exons. The record is from RefSeq and is a predicted model, not a curated record. Lineage: Eukaryota; Fungi; Ascomycota; Sordariomycetes; Glomerellales; Glomerellaceae. The annotation marks the transcript as partial.
AACAGUUACUACUCCGACUCGGACGACCUUGACAUACGAGUCUCGAGGCGACGAGCACCGUCGCCUUCACAGGUUCACUAUGUCGAAGCGAGACCAAGACCCCCUGCUAGGAACUACUACCCGUCAGCAGGCCAACAGCCUAGCUUCUUGGCUCCGGAGCGCACAGUCAUCACCACCCGCACCCGAUCAAGAGAGCGUUCCCGUGAGCGCCAUUCUACUCCACCAGGUGGCCCCGCUCCGGCUCCGAUUCCGGCCCCGGCCCCGGCUCCUGUGAUAAUCAACAACCGUAUCUACAACGAACACUCGUCCGAUGAUGAGGACGACCGCCAUAUGCAGGUCUACCGCAAUCGUCACCGGUCUCACUCCCGUGGCCACUCGUCUCAUUCUCGGUCACCUUCGUCCUCUUACAUGACCCGGGAGGAUUAUGAGGCAGAACGGGCUCGGCAGGAGCUAGCAGAACUCCGAAUCUGUCAGGCUCGCGAGAAAGAAGAACGCCGGGUCCAAAAAGAGUUCCGGGAGGAAGCCGAACUCCAGCGCGCCAAGCGCGAUCUCGAAGAUAUCCGAACUCGUGAGGCUCGCGCUGCCGAAGAACAGCGCUUCAAAACCAAGAUCGAGUUGGAAAAGUACCAAGAGGACAUGCGCAAGUCAGACUUAACCAAGAAGCGAGAAAAGGAGGCUGCCGAUGCUGUGGAACGCUACAAGAGAAAGGAGGCAGACCGCAUUGCGCAAGAGAAGAGGGAGAAGGAGCAGCGUGAGAAGGAGUUCCAGCAGAGGCUCAAGGAAGAACGUCAAAAGGAGCUGGACAAGCUGGCCAAGGAAAAGAAGGAGAAGGAGGAGCGUGAGAAGGAGUACCAGAGACGCCUCCAGGAGGACCUACGUAAAUCAGGUCUCGAUGACAAGGCCAUUGCCGCCAUCCUCAAGAAGGAGAAGAUUCCGGAGCCACCGAGGCAAAGGCCGGCCCAACAUGAUCACGCGCUCGUUCCCGCCAAUCGCCCAACCUACACGCGCAUGGCACGGAAACAUCUAUCGAUCGAAACCUUGAGGACAUACCAGGUCGAAUGGGAAAUGGAUGUUGACCCCGACUACGUGCUCAUCAGACGAUGGGUCCCGGAAUGGGAGCAAGACACCCUUUGGAGACACACCAGGUCGGUUCGCGAGAAGCGUUCAUCCAAGCUCGUACUCGAGAUCGAAGACAAAAAGCCGCACCGCCUCGAACCAGAGUUCGAGUGGGUCAGGAAGAAGAGUGACCGGAAGAGAAGCAAGUCGCCCGCACUCCUCAUGUAUCUUGCAGGGGCGAAACCGGCUUGA